Molecule: messenger RNA, 5982 nt
Organism: Salvelinus namaycush (lake trout)
Lineage: Eukaryota; Metazoa; Chordata; Actinopteri; Salmoniformes; Salmonidae
Product: sine oculis-binding protein homolog B-like
Exons: 7
Coding region: 220-2949 (909 amino acids)
Biological process (GO): animal organ development
Cellular component (GO): nucleus
Source: RefSeq, a predicted model, not a curated record
AUUGUUCGUUGGCGGCGGUACCACGGCAGCAGAAGGCCACAGCGCCCAACACGCAUGUUCAGUGGAGAGUCAAUGGAAGGAGCCCUCAGAUGACGGACGCAAACGUCUGGGCAUGACAGCCGCUGUCACCGAGAGUGACAGCUUUCGCUCUCUGACGCCGCACCUCGACUAGACCCGAGUGAAGCCUGCCAAAGAAGUGACACGGAGCCAGUCAGAACUAUGCCAGAGAUGGAAAAAGGGAGACCACCGGAAAAUAAACGCAGUAGGAAACCUGCGCAUCCCGUCAAGAGAGAGAUCAACCAAGAGAUGAAGACGUUUGCAGAGAGCACCAUGAAUGAGUUACUAGGCUGGUACGGCUAUGACAAGGUGGAGCUCAGGGACAACGAGGCAACCGAGAUACGGAAUUACCCCAACCGAGAGAGACGCCAGCAGCAUGUCUCCGUCCUUAAAGAAAACUCAGUGCCGAAGCCCAAGAGCUUGAACAGCAAAGUCAGCCCCUCUGCACUGGCCAUGAGGAGUGGAGAGAGAGAAUCAUCCAGCGUCCCCUCUUCCACUUCCUCUUCCUUCCCCAGCUCCUCCUCUUUGACCAGCCCUAAGGAGCAUAAGAGCGCUCCCGUAAUUGUCCCCCUUAUAAAGCCAUCUGCAGUGGAAGACGUGCAGAAUGUGCAGAUAGUGUGUGUGUGGUGUCAGAAGGAGGGGGUGAAGCGCUACUCUCUCUGUAUGGGCACCGAGCUGAAGAGCUUCUGUAGUGAGAAAUGCUUCGCCGCCUGCCGACGUGCCUACUUCAAACGCAACAAGGCCCGGGAUGAGGAUCUCAACGGAGGUGAGCAAUCCCCCCAACACACCCAUGCCGACGACUCACCCCGACUGGUGAUGAAGAUGAACAGCGGUGGGGCCAGAUCACUCUCGCCUGUACCGCAGGUGUGCGACUGGUGCAAACACGUCCGCCACACCAAAGAGUACCUGGACUUCGGCGCAGGCGCAGAACGGCUCCAGUUCUGCAGUAGCAAGUGCUUGAACCAGUACAAGAUGGACGUGUUCUACAGAGAGGCCAGGGCAGCUCUCACCAGCUCCAGCCCAGGCCCAGGAAGACCCACCCAGGAUGGGAGAACUGAGUCCAGCGGAGGGGGUCAGAACCAGAAACUCCUGACUCCCGAAUCGUGGAACAAUGGCGCGGGGGUCGUUCGGGGGAGGACCAGGUCACCCAAAGGGCCCAUGCCGAUCCACAGUACAGCGGCGUCAAGGACUGUGUCACCAUCUGAGGCGUCGUCCUCGUCCUCCAAGGUCCCCGUCUCUGGGCUGAGACACCUGGAGAGACAUGUCCUGCCCCCGUUGCCACCCCCAGAGGUGGCAAACCACCACCCCGUCCACCCUCCUCCUCCUCACCCCCCCAUGGAGCACCACCAGCACCACCAGGCAAUUCCUCAGAUCCCGCUGCCCUUCAUCCGGCCCCCCCUCCACGCCCAAGGCCUGACGAGCCCCCUCGCCAAUCCCCACAGGUGCCACCCUGGCCCCCCUUCCAGCCCCAUCAACCGGUCCACCCCUCACUCCCCCCACCACCCCCACCUCCAGCCCCCCUCGGCCUCCUCCAUGAACCCACCUAGAAUGCACCCAUACCCGGGGGCCUACUUCCCCGGCCUGCACUCCCCCCCAAUGAUGGGGCCCCGUGGCCCUGUGCCCAUGCCCCCUAUGAUGAACUUCGGGAGAUGGCCGUCCCUAGGCCCCUUCUUCCCUCAGCCCAUGGUCCUGGUUCCCUACCCCAUUAUUGUACCCAUCCCCGUCCCCAUCCCCAUCCCUAUCCCCAUACCCAUCCCCCCUAAGGCUUCCCCCUCAGACCCCCAAGGGAUCUCCCCCAGUGGGGUUAUCCAGCCAGUGCCAGAUGGGAUGGAGAGGAGAUGCUCCAGUGGUGUCAAACUGCCCUCGCCCGGGAGCUCUGUGCCAAACAGAUUAAGUAGAACCACCAACCAGGGUCUCCCGUCGCCCUCCGACCACCCCAAAAGGGAUAUCACAGAUUGGGUUAAAUCUGAGAGGCAGGCUCCGUCGCCCAUGUCAACCCCCCACAGUGCAGCGUCCUCCCCCAGGGCUUGCUACGAUGCUUCCCCUUCUUCCACCUCAGUGAUUGAGGCACUGUUAGACUUUAAGCUGGGCCAGCAGCAGCAGCCAGAGAGACAGCUCAUUCAUAGAGUGCUCCAGAGGACCCCGGUCAAGCUGGAGCUCAACCCCCACGAAAUGGUGGACAUGUCGGGUAAACAGGAGUCCAGAGCGGGGCAAAGCACCAGGGUAGUGGAUACCAGAGUGGACCACCACAACCACCACAAUGACAUUAUCAAACCCACCGCUCCACCAUCCCAGUCCCCCCUUCCCCUGCACGACAUUUCCUUCCCCCAGAGCCCAAACACACAACUCCCCUCGCACACUCCACCAAUGACCAGAGGGGGAUGCCGCAGCCCUCCCUGUGAUGCCGCCACCUCCUCCUCCCCCCCGAUGUCCCCAGACAUCCCUAACCGAACGACUACGUCAUCAUCACCCGACCCUGCUCCCAGCCCAGACUCCUCCCAGUCCCAGAGAGAGGCCACGCUCCUUGGCCCUGACUCUGUCCUCAGCGAGCUGGAGGCGGUCAAAGAGAACAGCUGCUCCAAUGGCCAGGUCCAGGGGAGGGACCAGGGCCAGUUCCCUCCCCUCCCAAUCAGCCAAUCAGAGGAGCCCUCGCCCAGUGGCAACCCUAAAGACCCCCACAUCCUCGAUGAGGACCACGCCUAUGCCCUGCCCAACCCCACCCCUACACCCACCAGGACGGGCAGUUCCCCAGCCACCACCCACACCACACUCCUUCUGCCCAAGCUCAGGGACAAGGGCGCCCUCUGGAGCCCACCGAGUGUGGCUGGACCUGGGGACAUGGAGCCUGCUCAGAAGAGACGGUGCCUCCGCAUCAGAGAUCAGAACAAGUAGAAGAGAGAGCGGUACCAGAUCCAGUGCCCUGCCCUCUUAUGGACAUCACCAGAACCAACGCCCCUCUCUCCAAUCCAUUCUUCAGCCAAUCAAUCAGCCACCAGGGAGAUUGGCCCCGCCCUUCUUCUGACCACGAGGUGCCAAUCAAGGAAGCAGUCCAAUGGGGGAAGCAGCCCAAGAUGUGGACUUCCAGUAUAUUCACAGCAUCUUUGGACUUCAGAGAUACCUCCUUCUUUGAUCUCUGCCAUACUCCAUGAGCCUAUCAGAGCCCACUCCUCAACCCUAUUCAGUGGCUCUACACUAGACGGUAGGCUACUAGGCUCCAAUCAUCAGCCUUGUGUGGUCUUCUCAGAUGGAGCCUGAACCUGAUCUCUUUCCUGGGGAAACGGUUUGUUUUCUCUGCCUAGCUCCACACAAAGAGCCACAUUGUUCCUCUCCCCCAUAUCCCACGCUAACUCCCCUACUCGGGUUUUGGGUUACCUGGCCGACGGGGGCUCAGGCUUCAGGAGGAGUGUCUAUUUUUUGGUCUGAUUGAGGGCCAGGAAUAUGUGUGUACCCCCCUCUCCUUCUCUCCUCUCCUCUCCACCCUGUAACCCCUGCCCAAUUGCAGUAUACAGUACACACACCAGUCCUGAAAUGCAACUUCUUACACCAAUUGCUCGAUAACUUCCUCUUUCCCUCUUAUAUCGUCACACGAGGGAUGAGGGUACACAAUUUCAGUUCAAGAAUUUAUCCUCUGGUAUUUGUCUGAACUAUUUUAAGGAGGGAUGGUAUCUCCUGGAGCAAUGAAAAAGGGGAACAUAUGAACUGUAAACAAUGUCAUAUGUUAAUGAAAGAGAGAGGGCGCAAGUCCCAUAUAUCAAUCUACUGAUAUAGCUGAGUUGGCAAGGGAAGUUUUGACUUGCCUGAGACUUGAAGACUUGUCCCCAAAAUGAAUGCCAAGGCUUUGGCUCAAAGGGCUAACACGGUCUUGUGAUGUGCAGGAGACCUGGGUUUCAAACCAUCACACAUGCAGUGAUUUAUAACACUGACUCAGUCAUGGGACUUGGGCUAUAUUGUCACAGGCAUACCAUUUAUGAUCUUUUUUUUACCACCAAUUGGUCUUUUGACCAAUCAGAUCAGAUCUUUUGCCAAUAAUUGGGCAGCCUGUGUAAACACUGCCAUAGAAGUAGAUAUUUUGAGUUUCCAAACCCACUCCCUCUGUUGAUGCUCCUUACCUUACUCAGAUAAUGUGCAGUGGGCCCCUUUUGGUGGGUUUGGAACAACAACGUAGGUAGUCAUGUUACCAGCCAUGGUAUUAUUUUGAACCGUCAAAGGCUGCAAAAUGCAGCUAUCAGUAUUACAGUUUGAUGAGAUACUAACUAUAUGCCUGGUCCCAGAUCUAUUUGUUCUGUCUUGCCAACUCUUCUAGUCAUUGGCAUGCCAAACAGUACAAACAGAUCUGGGAUCAGCGUAACAAACGCUCCAGUGGGAGCAUCAUCAUCUUGAGGCCUUGCCAACACUCAUCAUCACAUUGUGAGAAUUCACUUUUAGUUUUUGCUAUACAUAGACUUUGACUUUAUAUUAACUUAUGAAUGAUGCCUCUAUAGAUCUUCAAAAAGUGCUUUAUUGAUUUUUUAUUUUGAUGAUGAUUAUUAUGCUGUAUUUUGCAAGUUCUAACCAGUUUCCAAAUGUUUUGUUAGAAUUUGUCCAGUAGAGUGCAGUGUCGCUUUUGGAACAUACAGGUACCUGCCAAAAUAAUGGAAACACUUGAGUAAAUGAGGGAUACAAAGUAAAUUGAAUGCAGGUGGUUCCACACGCGUGGUUCCUGAGUUAAUUAUGCAAUUACCAUCCCAUCAUGCUUAGGGUCAUAUAUACAAAAUAAUGGGCAAGCCGUUAUUUUGGCUGCCAUGCCUAUGCCCCCAUAGGAUGACAAUGCCCCCAUCCACAGGUCACGAAUUGUCAAUGAAUGGUUUAAUGAGCAUGAAAACGAUGUAAGCCAUAUGCCAUGGCCGUCUCAGUCACCAGAUCUCAAGCCAAUUAAACACGUAUGGGAGAUUCUGGAGCGGCGCCUGAGACAAAACACAAAACGAUAUAAUUUUUUUUGUGGAAGAAUGGUGUCACAUCCCUCCAAUAGAGUUCCAGACACUUGUAGAAUAUACGCCAAAGCACAUUGAAUCUGUUGUGGUUUGUGGUGUCCCAACGGCCUAUUAAGACACUUUAUGUUCUGGUUUCUUUUAUUUUGGAAGUUACCUUACCUGUAGCAGCUGCCUCUUUUUUAUAUACAUAACUAGCCGUCUCCAAUACCUUCAGUAAAUAGAUAGGCUAUUUUCAUUAACAUAAACAUGUAUUAAUUCACCUUCAUUCAGUAAACAACCAUACAUUUAGUGCCAAUACAAGCCUGUCUUUUUCAUGCCAAUUUCAGCAAUGGCUCGAUCUAUUCAUCGAUCCUGCCACAGAUCACCUGUUGCCAUCCCAUAGCCAAAAUAGAACAUUGUCACACCCCCCCCCCCCCCCCACACACACACAGACACACACAUACACACAUACACCUCUGCCAUCUCAGAACUGCAUUCCAAAGAGCACAUGCCCAAUCAGCGUAUGUGUAGCCACGGUGACAACAAGCUCAUUCCAGUCAACAGGCUUACCUUAGGUCAUGCCUAUAGAAUCAUUGUCAUCUUAGUCUGCCCAGGGGACUGUGUCACAAACUAUUAUGACUCAGCAGUGGUGUCACUCUAUACUAAUGCCUGGCAUAUCCUGCAGUAGUCCCCUAGCCAUUCCUUAGCGGCCAAAAAGUCAACAAAAAACUGCCAUAGUAUAUUGCACAUCUACCAAUACCUACCAUUUCUGGCCAGUAUCAGUUUGGGAAGAUAAAAAUGUAAAGUUGUCUGAAACCUAUAUAUUGUGGACUCUGAGGACACUUGUUGAACAUAUAGGGUACUGUAUAAUUGACAAUUCAGAUAGUUUUUUAUGUAAAUGAAUAUGAUAAACUGGGAGCUCUUUGGUGAAGACCUGUUUGUAAAGUGAAUAAAGGCUAUUCUGACAGUAACAUCA